ACUAGAUGGUAGAACAUUUUGAACGUUUGCCGUUUAAGUUUUAAUAAUAUCCUAAUAACAUUUCACUGUUCAAUAAUUGUAAUGUUUAGUAAUAAAUAUUGAGUUAAUCGUGAUUUAAAAAAUGUUUUCUUCUUGUAUUGCCCGGCUGUUAAAAGAUCCUUCGACUUUGAAUCGAGUGUGUUCUCAGUGUAUGCGAUACAAUUUGCCUGUGUUAAGUAGUCAAGCACCCACGUUUGUCGUCCCUCGAAAAAACUUUGGCGAUUCUAAGAAAACAGAUGAAGUAUCGACGGAAAUCUCAGAAGCUCAAGAAAAACGUUUAUCGAACGAAGCGGUAACAGGUUCCUUUAAACUAGACACGUUUUCUAGUUUAAAUACAUCAGAUGUAUCUGAGACUAAUUUCUACACUUUUCGAACUCAUACGUGUGGCGAAUUAAGGAUAGAAGAUGUCGGCAAAACGGUGGUUUUAUGCGGUUGGUAUGAAUUCUCACGGUUCAGUCGCUUCAUCACUCUAAGAGACGGCUAUGGUUCGACACAAAUUAUUAUACCUAAAAACGAUCCUCAAACAAAUAAUGUGAACCUGAAAAAUAUUCCAUUUGAGUCGAUUUUAUUGUGUCACGGGAUAGUACAUGCCAGGCCAAACGACCAAAUUAACGACAGUUUAGAAACUGGAUUGAUCGAGGUAGUCGUCAACAAAUUGGAAGUGCUCAAUUUGGUUAAAACAAGUAUACCGUUUCAAAUUAGAAAUUUUAACAAGGCAAACGAGUCUAUAAGACUAAAACACCGUUAUGUUGAUUUGCGGUUUCCAGAAAUGCAGCGAAACUUGCGUUUAAGAUCAAGUGUACUUAUGAAAAUGCGCGAGUUCCUAAUCAACAGCCGAAACUUUGUCGAAGUGGAAACUCCAACGUUGUUCAAAAAAACUCCCGGCGGUGCACAAGAGUUUAUUGUGCCCACUCACGAUAAAGGAAAAUGUUAUUCCCUGGUCCAGAGUCCCCAACAGUUGAAACAAAUGCUAAUGGUUGGAUCCAUUGACAGAUAUUUUCAAAUAGCCAAAUGUUAUCGAGACGAAGCCACCAGACCUGACAGACAACCCGAAUUCACUCAACUCGAUAUCGAAAUGUCAUUUACCGAUCAAAACGGUGUCUUGCGACUUGUUGAAGAACUGUUAUCGUUUAUAUGGCCUAAAGAAUUGGGCGAAAUUAAAACGCCUUUCCCUCGUAUGUCGUACGAUGAAGCAAUGAAAAAUUAUGGCAGCGACAAGCCGGAUAUGAGAAACCAAGCAGCGGAGUCAAGUGACACUCCACAAGAAACCGAUAACGCCAAUCGAUGGCGAUUUAUUUGGAUAGUUGAUUUUCCACUUUUUGAACAAGAUUCUGAAACAGGAUCUAUUCAGUCUGUCCACCAUCCAUUCACGCAACCUCAGGAGCAAAUAACCGAUGAUAACUUGUUAAAAGUUAAAGGCUAUCAUUAUGAUUUGGUGUUGAACGGAUGUGAGGUGGGAGGAGGUUCUAUUCGUAUACACGAUGCCGAUUUACAAACCAGAGUGAUAGAAUCGAUCCUUAAAAUACCUAUACACAAUAUGUCACAUUUGAUCGAAGCGUUGAAGUCUGGGUGCCCACCGCACGGCGGAAUAGCUUUAGGUAUUGACAGAUUAAUGUCGAUUUUGUGUAGUACAAAUAGCAUUCGUGACGUUAUUGCCUUUCCGAAAACAUUUGAAGGCAAAGACCUUCUGACGGGGGCCCCUUCGGAGAUAUCCGCAGAAGAUAUAGAAAGAUAUUUAAAAUUUUAACUUAGGCAACUUUUGUAUAUAAGAACAUAAUUUUAGUUGUUUUUCAUUUGUAGUUAUAGUACCUAUGUUUUAUAAAGCUAGUCCCGCCUUACAUUAUUAUUGGCGUAAUGUGAGGAAAUCGAAUUAAAUAAAUUGUUUUGUCUCUUUUACAACAAA
This is a messenger RNA of Adelges cooleyi (spruce gall adelgid), 1942 nucleotides long. RefSeq names its product aspartate--tRNA ligase, mitochondrial (gene AspRS-m). The coding region runs from base 122 to 1786 and encodes 554 amino acids. Gene Ontology annotation, cellular component: mitochondrion; cytoplasm. The transcript is spliced from 10 exons. Gene Ontology annotation, molecular function: aspartate-tRNA ligase activity; ATP binding. The record is from RefSeq and is a predicted model, not a curated record. NCBI's taxonomy places the organism in Eukaryota, Metazoa, Arthropoda, Insecta, Hemiptera, Adelgidae. Gene Ontology annotation, biological process: aspartyl-tRNA aminoacylation.